Molecule: messenger RNA, 1148 nt
Organism: Apus apus (common swift)
Lineage: Eukaryota; Metazoa; Chordata; Aves; Apodiformes; Apodidae
Exons: 10
Coding region: 278-1033 (251 amino acids)
Source: RefSeq, a predicted model, not a curated record
CAGGGCUGUGGGCUCUGCAAGGGAGGCUUGGAGCUUUAGAAGAGUGUUUGUGACAGAGGUAGAUCACAAUCUGUCCUGGCAUGUCUUUCCUGCUGUACCUGCAGACCAUGGCCACCCAGCCUCUGAGCCAGAGGAAGCUGAGCUAGAGGAACCUGUGCCAGAGGAGCCUGUAUCAGAGGAAGCUGUGCCAGAGGAGCCUGUGCCAGAGGAAGCUGAGCCACAGGAGCCUGUGUCAGUGGAAGCUGUGCCAGAGGAGCCUCAUGGAAGUCCCACCGGCAUGGCUUCUGAUCAAGGGCACCCAGAUUCUCAGGUGGCUUCAGGACAUGGGCACAAAGAUGCCAAGCUGGGAGACACAGACCAUGGCCACCCAGCCUCUGAGCCAGAGGAAGCUGAGCUAGAGGAACCUGUGCCAGAGGAGCCUGUAUCAGAGGAAGCUGUGCCAGAGGAACCUCAUGGCAGUCCCACAGCUGUGACUGGCGGCUGUGGGCACCCGACCUCUACACCAGAGGAGCCUCAGCACCAAGGAGACACAGCUGUGACUGCAGGCUGUGGCCACCCGACCUCUGUGCCAGAGAAGCCUCAGCACCAAGGAGACACAGGUCCUCAAGAAGCUAGUCACAGUUCCCCUGAGGGGAAACACUCUGGGCAUCCACCAGGAGGACUGAAGGACGUCCUGGAAAUAUUGGAGAAGGCAGCAUAUGAGACCAAACGUGAGGGUGUGGAGGAGGAAGAUCAGUCAGGUUCAGUCUCUGCUGAAGGAAGAGGAGCAGAUGAGUCAGGCUUGUCAGCAGACAAGCCAGUGCUGUCCAGCCUCAAGGAAUCCCGCCAGGCCAGGAGAUACGAAUUUUCGGGAAAGAAUCCAGGCAUGGAUGGGAAGAAAAAGUCAAAUGCAGGAAAGUCUACUUCGGUCUGGACCUACUUCAUCAUCGGUGCUGUGGGAUUCUUGGUCUUCCUGGUGCUGUGGUGGUUGUUGUGCAUAACCUGUCUGUGCAAGCACCGAAAAGAGGUUAGGCAGCUGGCUAUGCUCUUGUAAGAGGACAGACUGAGAGGACUGGGAGUUGCCAUUGUCACCAGGGCUGCCAACUGCUGGUCUCUGCCAGGCACAUGUGGACACCUGCUUAUAGUUAUUGUUAUUGUUAUUGUUGUUG